AUGGGUAAUAUUGAAGGAACCAUUAACAACAAUGUCAUUGAUUCCUCUAAUUCAAUGUUCCUCCAUCCCUCUGAUAUACCUGGAAUUUCCUUAGUCCACACACCGUUCUCUGAUACUGGUUUUGGUGGGUGGAAAACAUGUGUCAUUGUGUCCUUAUCUGCUAGAAAUAAAAUUGGUUUCGUAGAUGGUACUUGUCCCAAACCUGCUGAAAAUUCACCACAUAUUAAACAAUGGAACAGAUGUAAUAAUAAGAUCAUCUCUUGGUUGACCAGUUCACUUUCUCCAGAAAUUGCUGAGAGUGUUCAAUACUCAGAAACUGCUGAAAGUAUUUGGGAACAGUUAAAUAAAAUAUAUAGGGCAGUUAAUGGGACCAAAGUUUUUGAGAUAAAGAAAGAGCUUGCUUCCACUAUGCAAGGAGCUCUUGACAUAAGUUCUUAUUUCAAAAAACUUAAUUUAUGGGAUGAACUAAGGGUAAUGCGCAGUAAUAAGGUAAAUGCUUGUGCAUGUCCUAUUAAAGUUGAACUUCUGAAAGAGGAAGAAGAGGAUAGAGUCCACCAGUUUCUUAUAGGUCUAAAUGACAUAUAUGUUGAGGUUAAGAGUAAUAUUCUGAUGAUCCAACCAAUUCCAUCACUUGAUAGCACCUAG
Messenger RNA from Nicotiana attenuata, 645 nucleotides. RefSeq lists its product as uncharacterized. NCBI's taxonomy places the organism in Eukaryota, Viridiplantae, Streptophyta, Magnoliopsida, Solanales, Solanaceae. The transcript has a single exon. The record is from RefSeq and is a predicted model, not a curated record. Bases 1 to 645 code for a protein of 214 amino acids.